Messenger RNA from Prunus avium (sweet cherry), 982 nucleotides. RefSeq names its product FKBP-like peptidyl-prolyl cis-trans isomerase family protein. The record is from RefSeq and is a predicted model, not a curated record. NCBI's taxonomy places the organism in Eukaryota, Viridiplantae, Streptophyta, Magnoliopsida, Rosales, Rosaceae. Gene Ontology annotation, molecular function: peptidyl-prolyl cis-trans isomerase activity. Gene Ontology annotation, cellular component: cytoplasm. Gene Ontology annotation, biological process: protein peptidyl-prolyl isomerization.
AUCGUGAAUAUAAAAACGCCAGGUUUCUUUGUUGAGCACAAAAUUUACCAGACGCCCAUGGCCACCGAAGCUCCCGGCUAUACGACCCGAUUUAUCGUCUCCCUUUCAACUCGACAACCCGAUUGCCCUGCUCCGUUUCGGAAGCUGCUAUAUUCCCUCGAAACGGACCAGUGAAGAUUGCAAGUGUUGUAGCAAUGAGUGAUGCAAUUGAUUUGAGCGGGGAUGGAGGGGUCCUCAAGAAAAUUGUAAGGCAUGCAAAACCAGAUGCAAUUGCUCCGACCCAAGACCUUCCCCUCGUUGAUGUUCAUUAUGAAGGCAUUCUUGAGGAAACCAACGAAGUUUUUGAUACAACACAUGAAGAUAACACGGUUUUCUCAUUUGAGCUGGGGAAGGGCAGUGUAAUCAAGGCUUGGGAUAUUGCAGUGAAAACCAUGAAGGUUGGGGAGAUUGCUAAAAUCACUUGCAAGCCAGAAUAUGCCUAUGGAAGUGCGGGUUCUCCACCAGAUAUUCCACCCGAGGCAACCCUUAUAUUUGAGGUGGAGUUGGUGGCUUGCAAUCCACGGAAGGGAUUAAGUUUGGGUAGUGCCUCAGAAGAAAGGGCCAGGCUAGAAGAACUGAAGAAGCAGAGGGAGAUGGCUGCUGCAAACAAAGAGGAAGAGAAGAAGAAGAGAGAAGAGGCGAAAGCUGCUGCUGCUGCUCGUAUUCAAGCUAAGUUAGAUUCCAAGAAGGGUGGAAAGGGAAAAGGCAAAGGAAAAUAGGCGCUUAAACACAUCUUUGCAUGAACGUGAUCCUUCAUAUACAAUAAAUAAAAUUUUAUUCAUGAGUUAGACCGAACCGUGACCUUUGUUCGACUUCACAGUAUGACUUUGAAUGACCUAUUAUUGUAUCUACUAUAAGCUUAUGUCAAGCAUAUUCGACGUACUAAUGGGUUAUUGUACUUCCCUUUUUUAAUAUGGAAAUAUCUGAGAUAUUGUAUUUCAAA